Messenger RNA from Tilletiopsis washingtonensis, 2268 nucleotides. RefSeq lists its product as hypothetical. Bases 1 to 2268 code for a protein of 755 amino acids. The record is from RefSeq and is a predicted model, not a curated record. Gene Ontology annotation, cellular component: RNA polymerase II transcription regulator complex; nucleus. Lineage: Eukaryota; Fungi; Basidiomycota; Exobasidiomycetes; Entylomatales. The transcript has 2 exons. Gene Ontology annotation, molecular function: DNA-binding transcription activator activity, RNA polymerase II-specific; transcription cis-regulatory region binding.
AUGUCGCGCCUCGCACCCGCGCCCGCCGCGCCGCCGCGUCCACGCCUCCUGGCGCCGCGCCCCAUCGCACCCGCGCCGCACGCAGCAUCGUCGAGCCGCAGCGCCGGCGUGCGCAGCAUCCAGCCGCGCCCGGCUGCCAUCCGGCCGCGUCCACCCGUCCAGGAGCCGGGCAGCGCCGCAGCAGCGUCAGCGCCGGCACCGCAGCCUCGCACGCAGCCGCCGGCGUCGACGCCCGCUGCUUCAGGGGCACCCGCUGCACCGCGCACCCCUGCGGCCAGCACCUCUGCUGCGGCUCGCGCACCUGCUGCACCUGCUGCACCGCAGGCAGCUCAAGCUGCUACAGCAUCUGGCACGCCGCAAGCUGCCGCACCAGCACCACCACGCUCAGCACGCGCCGCAUCGCCCUCGCGCUCGGCGUCGCCCACGCGCGCCAGCUCCACGUCCGUCUCGCUGCACGACGAGCCGUCGGGCAGCAGCAGCGCCAGCAGCAGUGCCGGCAGCAGCAGGAGCAGCAGCGCCACCUCGCCUCCAGCAGCCGUGCCCGCCAACGCGCGCCCGCUCGUCGCCAGCGCCGCCAGCGCCGUGCAGCCGUCGCGCACCUGGGUGCUGCCGGCACGCGCCAAGCCCGGCCGCAAGCCGAGCGCCGAGGAGCCGCCGACGAAACGCAAGGCGCAGAACCGCGCGUCGCAGCGCGCCUUUCGCGAGCGCAAGCAGUCCUACCUCGCCGGCCUCGAGGCCAAGGUGGCCGCGUACGAGGCCGCCGGCGUCGAGGCGGCGACGGAGCUGCAGCGCGUGGCGCGCCGCAUGAAGGAGGAGAAUGCGGCGCUGCGCAGCGAGAAUGCGGCGCUGCGGCUGCGCUGCGAGAAGCUGGACAAGGCGGCGGCGGCCGGCCGCUGCGUCGAGGGCCAGGGAUGCAAGCGGCCGCUGCACGAGCAGCCGGCGCCGGCGCAGCCCGCUCCGCCGACGGCGACGACGGCCGUGGGCCCGAGUGUGCGUCUGCCCCGUCAGCCACGGCCGCCGCCGCCGGCUGCGGGCCUCAACAUGCACCCGCACGCACCGCUGUCGCCGCCGUCGGCGCUGGCGCUGCACAUCGACCGCGACUGCGGCAUCUGCACGCAGGACACGCUCUGCCUCUGCCGCGGCGAGGUGCUCGACCUCACCGGCUCGCCCGAGCGGCACUCGCCCGAGCGGCACUCGCGCUCGUCGGUGUUGGCGAUCAAGCAGGAGGAGGAUGCGGCCGAGCAGCUGCCGGCACUCCGCCUCGAGUCGCUCCUCGCACCCGCAGCGCCAGCUGCACUUCUGGCACGCCGGGCGCCGAGCGGCAAGGCGCGCCUCUGGAGCGUCGUGCCGCCGCCGUCGCCCCACCGCACCGCCGGCGCCAAGCAGCCGCUGUGGCCGCUGCACGCCUCGUCGCCCGGGCCGCGCUUCACGCUGGCCGCCGGUGCGCCGGCGGCCGCCGUGUGCUCGGGCGACCCGUCGUCGUGCGGCGCGUGCGGCGCCGAUCCGGCCCUGGCCGCCUUCUGCGAGGCCGUGUCGCGCGGCGCCGGGCAGGACGCAGCGGGCGCCACGUAUCUCGACGCCGGCAACGCCGUGCCGCUGCGCCAGCGCCGAGUGCAGCCGGCAAAGAGGAGCGUGUGGUACACGGAGCCGCCGACGCGCCCCGCUGCGCCUCCAGCGCCGUCGCCGCGGUCGGCCGCUGCGCCCCAGCAAGCGAGCAUUCCCGAGGCGUGGCGCAUGCUGCGCUCGCACCCGUCCUUUCCCGCUUUCGAGGCCAGCAGCACCGGCGGCCUGACGCUCCUCGCCGACGUCGUGUCCGGGCGUGCGCCCGCCGCCAUGCCCGCGCCGCCGCGCCCGCCGCUGCUGCGCCAUCGCAGCUCGGUCUCGGCGCGCUAUACCUACCAGCCGCUGCGCCGCGACAGGGACGCACAGCGCGAGAGCGUCGAGAUCGAGCCGCAGACGCCGCCGCCGCAACAGCACGGCAGUGGUGCGGGCGGAGCAGAGACGCCCGGCCGGAAGCUCGUGGCGCUCGAGUCGCUCCAGGCGGCGAGUGCAGCGCGCGACGCUGGACUUCCCCCUGCGCCGCAAGAGGAGCCGCUCAGCGCCGACCGGGCGCACAAGCGGCGCCGGCUGGCGUACGUCGAGCAAACGCGCGUCGAGCAGGCACUCGCGCUGCUUGACGGGCGCAUCGCGCGUCCCAGCGUCACGACGCCGACGUCGGAGGAGCGCACGGGCAGCGCCGCCUGCCCGUGCCCGUGGUCGCGCACCUAG